AUGCAAAACACCGCCGAAGACAUCUCUCACCAGGCCACUGGCCACAAGGCUAACUUGAGCAACCCCAACACUUCCGAGGCUUCCAAGCAGCAUAGCAAGCAAGUGCUCGAGUCACUCGGCGGCGAGAACGCUUUCUAUGGCAAGCAGGGUGAAGGCGAUAUCGAGCAGAACCCUGGCAAUGUUGCUGGUGGCUUGAAGGCCGCUAUAAACAACCCUGAGGGCAAUGAGCAUUAUGUUUCCGAGGAGGGCAAGCAGCAGGCCAAGGAGAAGUUGGAUGGUAUGCAGUAG
This is a messenger RNA of Aureobasidium uvarum, 288 nucleotides long. NCBI's taxonomy places the organism in Eukaryota, Fungi, Ascomycota, Dothideomycetes, Dothideales, Saccotheciaceae. The record is from the annotation of a GenBank genome assembly.